Phytomonas sp. EM1 is the source of this 669-nucleotide messenger RNA. The record is from the annotation of a GenBank genome assembly. NCBI's taxonomy places the organism in Eukaryota, Euglenozoa, Kinetoplastea, Trypanosomatida, Trypanosomatidae.
AUGGCAGGUCUUCGUAUCGCCCUUUGUAUUCUAUUUGCUCUCUUCACGGUCUUAGCGUCUACCUCUAUGCUGGUACCCAUCUACCGUAAAGAUAAGGAUAACGUGACAAAAACCAUCUAUUACUCAUGCUUAAAAACAAAAGAGAACGGAAAAACCCGCAGUCAGCGUAUCUAUGACUUAGAUUGUGAUAGCGCACGACUUCUGCAUAUAUUUUCCCUGUACUCGAACGCUAUCGGCACAGCAUCUAGUGCAAUGUCGUGUCUUAUUUCUAUAAUUUAUCUCUGUGUCAGAUUUAGAGUAUGGAUUGCCCGUGUUGUAGUCCUCUUCUCCACCUUAUCCUUUCUACUGUUUACCAUAUGUAGUGCGUGCAUGUUGUAUAUGUUUUAUGCACCCAUGUGUCAAGAUACUAUGCAUGAGCAAUUCUCCUUCGAAAAUAGUGACUAUAAAUAUGACAGUGGAUUUUAUAUGAUGCUUAUGGUUAGUAUAGGUUCAGUCAUUGUUUUAGUGAUGGGUGCCUAUUUGUCCGAUAUGCACUCAUUUGAAAAAGAAGAUAAUGCCAACUAUGAGCUUGAAGAAUGUCAGUACUCUUGUGGGUCAACAUACUGUCCCGAGGGAUCCUUCCGAGGGAAUGAAUGGGAGUAUUCGGAAGAUGAAGUGAUGCGUUUUUAA